UCCACUCUCUCAGUCCUGGUGGUACAUUUUCGCAGAUCGGAUGUGUCACGUCUCUCGAUCUGAGUUAAAAAGUGUAAAAUAGAAACAAAAAUGGACUCUUCUGGUGUUGUUGCUCCUCCACCACCACCAUCAAUUGGUCGCAUUCGAGCAAAACAUUGUGAUGUGCGGGGAUGUAAUGCGGAUAGUUUACGCAAUCCCGAGCUGCUGUUUGUGGGCGUUCCGAGCCACAGCUAUCCCGAGCGUCGCUUUGUGUGGCUUACGUUGAUGCAGUCAGUGCGGGACAAAAAGCGUAGCUACUGCUGCUCGCGGCACUUCAAGAUACCCGAUGAUUAUAAAGAUUUUAACGAGUUCAUAUCGGCCCCACCGGGCUACAAGCGCCAGUUAAUGGUGAACAGAGGCGUCGUGCCUCACCUUAAUAUGCCCCCGCCGAUGUUAUCAGGGCUGCCACCGCUGACGGAUCGAUGGCAGCUGACACUGCCCGAUAGCAUGCGACAAAGUCACAGUCAAAGUAAACAGGACGAGGCAGCGCAACAACACAGCACAGGAGGCACUUCCCCACAGCGGAUGAUGGGCACAUCGUUAACACCGGCGGGCAUGCGUAUGGGUGCCGGACAAGCUGUCGGGCCCUCACGGGCGACUGCUGCUGCCUACCGGGGGUCAAAAUUUUGCAAAGCCGUUCAGACGGAACUGAACCCGAUGGUAGUGAGUGGUCCUCGCCGGAUGCAACCCAGCCUGCAGUACUGUAGGCUGUGCUUUAAGCGGCAGAAUCUGGAGCCGAUCUUCACCGGGGAUCAGACGUUGAUCGAGCCCGAUCUGAUCGAUAAGAUCUACGGGUGUACGGAAGUGAUGAUCACCGUCGAGACCGAUUUCCCGUCCUCGAUUUGUACCGAGUGUUAUGGCAGCGUACAGGACUUUAACAAAUUUCGUAAAUUGGUCCAGCAAAACAAUGAAUCACUCCGGGCGGUAGCCACUGUUUUCCAUCGUCCGGCACCCGUGACGAUACGAACCAAAACCACCGAGGGGAAUUCCAGCAUCCGACCUGUUCCCAAUUUGACCCCAAUGCGCUCUGUGAUGACAAACUCGCGAUCUACUGUUAGCAAUGUAACGCCACAUCGUCCACAGCUGUCUACUCCAGUGCAGAGACCCUUGAUCCAGCGAAACAUCAUUGAGGAUGACGAGUUGCUGGAAGUUGGGCGUGUCGAGGAUGUUCGGACGUAUCAACGCAGAAGCAUGAUGCUGGAAAAACAGAUGUCUCGAGUUAGACCCCUUCCACAACCCAGAUUUCCCACUCCGGCUCAAAGUAAACCAGUGGACGCUGAUCCAUUGGCUGCUGGUGGCUUUGGAACGUUAGAAGCACAUCCUGCUAACACUGAAAAUGCACUCCCAAGCGUUCAAGCAAAAGAUCGAGUUGUUCCGGUUACUCUGAUCCGGGUUAUGCCGGAGGCGGAUGAUGCGGGCGCUGACGUAGAACUAAACGUUUCGCAGCCAACCGAUAAUCAACCGAAAGAGGAGGAACCGGAUACUGAACCAGCACUCAAACAAAAUUUCCUGCAGCCGAAACCAAUCGAAGAGCUUACGGGAAAUUCGGGAAAGAAAUCCGACGAAUCGAAUGUAUUGCAAGCUGUCAAGUUAAUACCGGCUUCCGCGGUGAGGUCUUUCACGAAAGCCAGACCAAGUGGAACCUUUUUGAGACCGGCUUCGUCAAAGGGUCUCAACAUGCCCAAGAUAUUGAAUCUAAUCCGAACAGGUGAUAGAAAGAAGGAGCUCAAAUCCAAUAUGGUUGCACGUGCUGUUAAGUUUCCCGGUACACUAACCACGUUGUUCACAAAACCGAAGAAGUUGUACAAGCCGCAAAAAACGAUACAGACCGCAGUAGAAUCGUCAAUACCAUCGAAUCCUCCGAAAGUGUCCAAACCUGUCGAAAUUCCUAAGGUUCCAGAUGUUCCCACGGUUCUGAAAGAAGUUAAAAUUACGGAGAAACCUAUGGAGCAGCAACAGCCCAAGGUUCAGAUCAACAAAACUGAUCAAACAAAACAAAAAGAAAACGACGUUCCCGAAGCCCCUAAGGAAGCUUCCCUACCGAAGCCCGUUACAGAAAUAUCGCAACCUAAACUUCCGAUUAAGAAAUCGGAACGAUCGAAGCAAAAAGAGAUUAACGUUUCUGAAUGUCCUAAAGAACCUUCCCGACCGAAAUCAAUGGCAGAACGACCGAAACAAAAAGAGAUUAAAGUUCCCGAAAGUCUAAAAGAACCUCCCCAGUCCAAAACUAAUGCAGAACCCAAACUAUCGGCCAAGAAAUCGGAACAGCCGAAGCAAAAGGAGAAUGAUGACGAUAGUCGAAAAGAAUCUCCCCGGCCACAAUCAAGCUUACCGCAAUCCAAACUCCCGCUCAAGAAAUCUGAACGACCGAAGCAAAAAGAGAAUGACAUUCCCGAAAGUCCCAAAGAAGCUUCCGAUGUUGUCCUACCGGUGUCGCCACGAUCAGCCCGCACUCGCAAAAUUCCGCUCAAAUUCCAGAACACCGUCGGGUUUCCGAUGCCCAAAAUGAUAACCAUCAAACAAGAAAAGGUAGAUGUUAUUGCGGAAGUUCCAACGACAGGGAGUCCGCAGACAAGGUCUUCAACUGGAGGUCCACAAGUGGAAAAGGAAACGUCUAAAUCGAUACAAGACGAACCCCCCGUGAGAAGUCGUCCCGCUACGCGACGAUCGGAUCCAACGGUCAUAAGUAAAGCUCCGACAGCGAAACCUACGACGGACAGUAAACCGAAGCCAGCGAUCAAAUCUGAUCCCGUGGCGACAAAAGCUCCGGUAAAAAGUAAACCACAACCUCCCCCGAGGAGAACAGAAGCACCCCCACCUGAAGUUCGAUCGUUGAAACGAAAAUCACUCCCGGAGACGAAACUAGCAAGUGCUCCGCCUUCGAAGAAAUCACCCAAACUGGACACGAAACGGGACAGUUUGGGUCCGGCAUCGAAAGCUAAGCAAUCACAACAGCAGCAGCAGCAGCGAGCGAACGGAUCCCGAAGAAGUGCUCCAGCGACAAUUUCAACCGCCGCCAAAAAGACAACGGUGGAAGAUAAGAGCAAACCGGUCUCGAAGGAAGUAAGUUCCUCGCAGGACUGGAAAUGUCCCUUCUGCUCCGAUAAAGUGUUCGAUCAAAAGAAGGGUCUGGUUCGGCAUCUGCGGAAACGGCAUGGCAUGGAUUAUGCCCUGGUGCGGCAGCGGUUGGCCAUCUACGGCGGAAAUUGGCGAUAGGGAGGAUCUCGUAUUUUUUUUACUUGUUGAGUUAAUUUCAAUAAACGGUGUAUAUAUUCUUGCUUCUA
Messenger RNA from Topomyia yanbarensis, 3323 nucleotides. RefSeq names its product titin-like. Gene Ontology annotation, cellular component: nucleus. Bases 91 to 3255 code for a protein of 1054 amino acids. The record is from RefSeq and is a predicted model, not a curated record. NCBI's taxonomy places the organism in Eukaryota, Metazoa, Arthropoda, Insecta, Diptera, Culicidae. Gene Ontology annotation, molecular function: zinc ion binding. The transcript has 3 exons.